Messenger RNA from Lymnaea stagnalis (great pond snail), 10474 nucleotides. The record is from the annotation of a GenBank genome assembly. NCBI's taxonomy places the organism in Eukaryota, Metazoa, Mollusca, Gastropoda, Lymnaeidae.
AAGUAACUCACUUCGCUGUAAUACUCUUAAAAUGAUUCGCCAACUUCUCGAUUAGUCAACAACAUCUGUCACUACAGUUCACGAGAAUGGUAAGAAGCGUAUCCUAAACACAACACAAUGAUGAUAUAUGAAAGUCGAUGUUAAUGACUACCUGGUAUAUUAAAAUAUGGGGUAUACCAAAAUAUGGUGAUAAAUAAUAUGACAGUAGUUAACUUCAGUAUAGAGUAUAGAUGCUUAACUAAUAAUAAUUCAUAAAUAUUUAAAUAUCCAUAUUAUUAAAUUAUUCAAAGUUAACCAAAUUUCUAUAGUGCAUUAACAGCAGUUGUUCUCGGCGCAUGGGUCGCGACCACAAAGUUCACUGUGGUUGCAUGAGAAGUGACAGGGAUCUUUUGAAAAUAACAGAAAUUUUUUAUCUGUAAUAUACCACUUCAGACUUCAGUGUGGUUAUAAAGUUUUCUAUUUGAAAAAUUAUUAAAUUAUUUAAAUUUUCCAUUUACUCCUCUAUAAUUAAUGAAUUAAUGUCAUCUAUCUAGGGCCGUUGUUUUUACCAACUAAUUAUGAAAUAUGCUAUGACUUGAUAAGUCGAAGCUUAAACUUUGGGCUUUGAAAUUCUGUGAUUUUUAUAAUUUAACAGUUUUGAUCUAGCAGCAAUUGCUGCACUGUAGGCCUAUACUAAACUAUAGCUGGUGUCAUUAGAGAUAUUAUUUAGUCAUUAGGUCAGUACUCUAUUGUAGUCGGUGGCAUCGACAUCCCCACGAUUUAUAAUAGUGUCAUCUCUUCUCCCUACGAUUAAAGGCUGACGGAUUCUGCUGUCAGUGAUGAUGCAUGUGGCUUGGUAUCAGAUUUCAGUCAAGCAUCAACAGCUGUUUUUGUCUGUGUACUCAGUAUCUGGGUCAAGACAGGGCCAUCAAGACUGAGCUGCUCCCCAUCGCGACCGCUCAGAAGCAAAAAUCUGCAAAUAACACUACAUCCAUUACUCUCUCAGGUGUGCGUAUUGAGUUAGCUCAAACAGUGCGGUACCUGGGUGUCUACCUAGAUGGAAGACUAACUUUUGAAAGUCAUAUUAACAUGCUAUGCAAGGCGAUUUUUCUAGAGCUGCGCAGGAUUAGUCACAUCAGGCCCUUCCUAACAAUUGAUACAACAAAGAGGCUGAUGUCUGCAUUUGUGCUAUCACGCAUGGACUAUUGCAAUGCUCUUAUGGUGGGUCUUCCAGCUACGCUCCUGGGUAAAAUUCAAAUAGCACAGAAUAAUGCGGCUCGCAUUGUUCUCCGCAAACGCAAGUUUGACCAUGCAAAAACCCUUCUGAGAGAGUUGCAUUGGCUGCCGUUGCGUGCUCGCAUAGAGUACAAAAUCGCAACUUUGUGCUACCGCUGCUUACAUGACCUGGCGCCGUCCUAUCUGAAAGAGCUGCUGACGUCUUAUGUACCCAGUAGAGAGCUCCGCUCAUCCGAUAGUGGCAAACUCUCGACACCACGUGUUUGCCUUGAGACUUACGGAAAGCGCACUUUCGCAUUUGCUGGUCCAACAAUUUGGAACGCCCUUCCUGUCGAUCUUAGAAACAACCAGACACUGGAGUCCUUUAAAACCGAUCUAAAGACACAUCUAUUUCGCAAAUACCUUCUGGGAUGAUUGUCUACCUUAUUUUCCAUGUGUUGCUGUGUUGCUCCGGGUUGAAAUGGCUAGAAAGACUUUGAUAUUGUAUGCUUGUAAUUAGUUUUUGUAGUGUUGCGUUUGUUUUAAAUGUGGUGAAUUAUAGAUAUUUUUUGUUGACUUUGUACCGCGCUUCGAGCCUUUGGGGAUGAAGCGUGUUUUUGAAAUGAACUUUAUUAUUAUUAUUAUUAUUAUCUUUACAGCAUUGGGGGCCCUGGGCCAAGUAAUGCACUCAGGCCCCCUAUCUCUCUAUAUACCUAUGGCCGUUCGAAGGAGGGGGCGAGAGGGCCAAUAACCCCUGGUGCCAAAAUCAGAGGGCACCAAAGUUGUCUUAAGAUAGGCCCUUAAUAGUGAAUUAAACUAUAAAAUCCCAUGUACUUCACAUUGACAGGGGUGCGUUUUGCCCAGAUUCUUUCGGUGAAGUGGGGAUAACAUUUCAGGUUUUUGAGGUGGGAGCAUUUCAAUGUCCACCAUAUAUAACCAUAAAUUCAUUCUGGUAGUUGAGCCCCCUGAGGGUAUAAUUUUAGCCCCAGCUUCGUUUUGCCCCUGAAAUCUAUAUAGUCCUAACUAUACAGAACUUAAGGUAAAUGAUAAUUUUGUCAGUUCAAAAAAGUAAUUGCUAUUAUUUACAUCCAGUGCUAUUUUUUAGCAAACAAAACUGGUGGUAAGGUUUGGAGAGGGGUCUUAGUAAGCUCCUCCCCAAAAUAUUUUGGAUAAAUUCAAAAUGAUGGGAUUCAUUUUGGCACAUGUAUAAAUUAAAUAUUGCAUCAUUCUACACUUAACCGACUAGCAACAGAAAAAAUGCUAGUUGAAAUUUAGGUUUCCUUGACCAUGCAUGGGUUAUAUAAUUCCUUUCAUUUUUAGUUGUAUCUAAAGAGUAAUGGUGUUUCAUAAUUUUAUUUUGAAACUAUUAUUUGUUUUAAACUAUUUCAUCAAUGAAUUAAUUUUUUUUUUAAACAUCGAAACAGUUGUUCAUUAGAAAAAUCACAAGAAACAAAUUAUUAAUAUAAUAAUUACCAUUUUGUUUUUAUUUAAUGCUUACAUUCUUCCAUAAUUUAUAAUGAACUAUAUAUAGUUGUUUUUUUUAAAUUGUAUCUAAAUGGUAUAAAAAAGAAGAAAAGAAUUAUUUACAAAAGACAUAUGAUGUAUAAUUUAUCUGUGUGAAGAUGAAGCAGCAUGAAUUUCCAAACAAAUGCAGUAACUUAUAAGGUUUAUAUGGAAUUUCUGUUAUUAAUUUCUUCAUUUACAUGACUAAAUGAUGAACUUAUGGCGCCUCUUCUAAGACUCAAUGAUUUACUCCUCUCCACCACACACAAAAAUCCCUGGAUUUUUUUUCAAAGGGACAAUUUAUCAAAAGAAAGUUUUUCUAAAACAAAUACCAAAAAAUUAAAUUGAUGUGAUAGACAAACGGCCCCGAGGCCCUGGGCAAGUGCCCAUGCCUUAAGCUGGCACUGGGUCAAGGUAAAGCUACCACUAAGUACACUAGCACUACCGGUAACUCAACAUUGCUCCGCAUUCAAUGUACAAAAUUCUAUCAAAGCUAGCACUGACCUGUGGAUAAGUCAACUCUGCAUCUUUAAAUGAAGUGCAGGCCUACUAAUGAAAUUUCUCAACUUAUAGACGAGUUUAUUUAUUUAUUUAGGCAUUUUUAUAUGGCGCUUAUCAUAAAGCUCUAAGCGCUUUACAAUUAUUAAAACAUGUAAACUAAGUAAAUACAAAUGAGACACUAGGAUAGUAACUACUAUUCUAUAGAAACAAUGAAAAUGGCUAUAAAAAGGGGACACUUUGACACUUCUGGAUUAAACCGAAACAGAAAAUUAGGUAGGGCAAGGAGGGUGCAUCACAGGUCAUAGGCGGACCUAAACAGAUGAGUUUUAAGGGACUUUUUGAAAAUGGACGAGGUUUCACUAUGACGUAUAUGGAACGUGGGCCCAUGGAAGCAGAAGGAGCGUUCACCGAUGGUCUUAGUUUUAGUUCUUGGGAUUGAGAGGGUUCUACUGUCAAUGGAAGAACGUAGUUGUCUUGUGGGGAUGUAAGGAAGCAACAGUUCAUAUGGUAAAUUCAAAAUCAUGGUCAUUUUGCUGUGUACUUCUAUUAUACCGGUACUUAACUAAAAUCUAUGAAUAAUAUGAUUUAUUCAGCAUAUUAUUUUAACAUAUUAUUACAGUUUCUUUUCUUCUUUUUUUUUUUAAAUUUCUUUUUUUUAAAUAAGUCACAUUUUAUAUAAAUAUAAUCAAUAAUGUUAAUUAUUUUUUGUAUUUUUAUUUGACUAUGUUUUUGGUUUUAUUUAUUUGAAAACAGUUCACACUGCAAUAAGGUUGUUUUUUUGUUUUUUUUUUAAGAAAUAUUUAUUAUUCAAUUACUGGAAAUAACUGCCCCCCUUAACAGUUCACACCUGCUUCUUAAUUUGUAGGAAUUAUACUGGUUGUGGGUUGCAGUAACGUGUAAAAUAUUAUCAAUGGAUCACAAUGGUUAAAAGGUUGAGAACCGCUAUUUUAAAGCCUAUUCCAGAGGUCCCCAAACUUUUUUUGAGUCACAGCGCACUCCAGAGGCACCCUAUGUCAAAUAUUAAUCAGUUCACUCCCAAGUAGCAAACAAAAAUUGUUUAUUUGCACUCUCACUGUUUAGAAAAACCUAUUCAUUUUUUAAACUACAAUUGACAAGAAAAGCUUCAAUAACGUAAAUUGACUUAAUAACAACAAUAUAUUCAGUUGAUUCAAUCCAAUACCUAGAAAUUAUUCAACAUAGUAUUACUACGUGAAACUGAAUGUUUAUUAUAUAGGAACACAAAGUAUCAAGUAAGUUGGAGAAACUACUAAAACAGUGUAUAAACUUAAUUAUUGUAGAUUGCCAUCUAGUGGCUAUUUGUAAAGUCUUCUGCAAACAGUUAUUACUGUAAUUUCUAAGUGGGCAAAUUUUUUAACAUUUCACGGUGCCCCUCAGAGGAAGCCCCAGGGCUCCAUCGCACACAGUUUUGGAACCUCUGAUCAAAGCCUAUCACAUACCAUCGCAUUAGAUAGGAUUAUGGCAUACCGAUCUAAAACAAUUUAAAUUUUAUAAAAUUACUGGCAUACACACUUGAAAGUACACAAAUUUAAAUACAAAUUAUGUAAGUUAUCCAACAUUAACAAUUAUAAGUUAUCCAACAUUAACAAUAAUGCCUUUAUUGUAAAAAAAAAAAAAUAUUUGUAUGGGACCUUUUGUGCCAAGUUUAAAUUUAAAUAUUAUUUUGUAUGAUUUUAGUCACAAGAAGUUGAUGAAACCAUCAGAAGAAUCCAGACGCACAAAGGAGUAAUGGGAGUUAUCAUUGUAAAUAACAAUGGUAAGUAGUAAUAGUUGAGAAAACAGCAACAAUUUUCUUUAUUGUUUAAAAUAUUUUUUUUUUCAAUUAUCUUUUACUACUUGAAGUUAACAUUUGUAAUUUUCUAAAAACGUAUUAAUUAAUGUAUUGCCAUUUACUUCAAUUAUUUACUUAGUCUAAAUGUCUAUACAAGUUCAGAAAAAAGUCUAAAUGUCUAUACAAGGUCAGAAAAAGAAUGUUAGAGGUUUGGAUGUUGUUGUUUUUUGUUUUUUUUAUACAAAAGUUUAUCUGCUUCUUAGAUAAAAGAACUCCCAAACUUACAAUUAUUACAAAUUAAUUUCUGACUUAUUAUGUCAAUAUUUCCCCAGGUGUGCCUAUAAGAUCAACACUUGAUAACACAACAACAAUUCACUAUGCAAGUCAAAUUCAUGGUCUGGCUGCAAAGGCCAGGUCUGUUAUUAAAGAAAUUGACUCUACCAAUGAUCUCAGGUUUCUCAGAGUGAAAUCUAAAAAACAUGAAAUACUUGUUGCUCCAGGUAUAUAACAUAGUCAGAUUUGAGAAAAGUUUUUAUUUACACUACAAGAGAUUUUAGUUUUUAAAUAAAACAAACUGCCACUUAAUACUUUAUGGUUUCAAAUCUUAUGAUUUAUGUUAAGAAAUGGAACCUGAAUUUUUUUAAAACAUUUUAAUAAGAAAAAAUGUAUAGUUUUAAAUAGUAAUUUUUUAAGCUUGACUUAUCUAAGUCCCAACUUUACCCUCUGUUAUAUCAGGGGUCUCCAAACUUUUCAUCCCGAGGGCCGCAUUGACUGUCAAACAGCAGUUCGGGGGCCAACUAUGCACCCGAAGUUCAAAUAAAAAGAUUAUUUAUUUAAUAUUUAUUUGAUUCAGUUAUUAUCACAUGGAUAAACUACACAUGAACACCUGUAUUAGUGGGAAUGGUGAAAUUGUUUCUUGUUCCAAAGAUUGAAAGGUCUCUUGAUGCAAAAGAUUUGACAUUGGGAAAGUCUUCCUUGGGCAAAAACUGGUAAAAACCCACCAGUCCUUCUUUGAACUUGUCCCUGUGGAGGUCAUAUCCUUGCAACUCAAUGACCCCCAGCUGCAGUUCAUCUGGGCAACUGGCCACAUCUGCUUCAAAUUGGUUUUGAAACAGUCUCACUUCUUCUGCUUUUGAAUCCAAGUCAUAAAACUGCUGCUGAAACUGCAGCUGGAGAUCUUUGAUGAUCUCACAUGCAAAUGACGUGGGGAACUACGCUGUUGCUUCAGCCAUGAAAUCCUUACACUGCUGAAAGUGCGUCAAGUCGUUUGCUUUACUUGUUCCAAAAACAUGACGAGUUUGAAUAUGAAGGCCUUUGGCUGGGUGUAAAGAUCAUAAACUAGAUGUUCCUCUCCUUGUAGUUUUAGUUUCAGAAAAUUUAAAUGUCUAGUUAUGUCUGCAGCAAAGGCCAAUUUCCAUACCCACUCUUCAUCAGACAGUAAUGGCUGUGGCUUGCCUUUACUUUCCAGGGAGUCACCUAUUUCCUUUCUUAACUUAAAUACUAUGCUGAGAACUUCCUUACCACUUAGCCAUCUUACUGCUGUGUAAUAUGGUAAAUCUUGCGAUUCAGUGACUGUAUCUUUCAACAGGUCUCUGAACUGUCUAAGGUUGCGCCUAUGUGACCUUUUUAAUUUCACCAGCUUCACCACAGGAUUCAGUACACUGCUAAUGUCCACAUAUUUAGCACACAAAGCUUGUUGGUGAAUAAUACAGUGCAGGAACAUUGGUUGUAGAAUGUUUUUCUCAUUACACAUCUGCUUCACUUAUCUAACCAAGUCAGGCAACUGUGGUUAUUCCAUCCAAGUUAUAAUCAGCAAAAGUUUUUUUUCUACUCAUUGAAUAUAUCAUCUCUGGUAACAGUUCCGUAAAUGCUAUGUAGGGAAGCCAGCUCUUGUGUUAUGUUCAUGUCUUUAUCCACACCACUAAUGAACACAAGCAGCUAAGAAGUGGAACAGCUGUCCAGCGAUUCAUCCAUUGCAAUUCAAAAAUGGCGAAACUUGCUUAAAUUUUUCGCUAUUUGAGUCACAAUGUUUUCACCCAUGUCUGCAAUACGGCGAGCAAUAGUAUUUGCACCCAAAGCUACAUUUUCAAAUUGUUUUGACUUUUCUGGGCAAAGUUCCUCAGCACCACCAACAAAAAUUUCUUCACCAUCUGUAAACAGUUUGCCACUUUUAGCUAGGACGUAGGCAAACUUAUAACUGACCUUAGUUAACUCUUAGAGUCCGUAGGUCAAAUCCACAUGCAGUCAUUUUGUUGUGAUAAAAUUUGAUCCUAGGUGACCAAAGACAAAUUUUCAUAACUUAUCUAGUUUUAUGCUAUUAUAAAAUGUAAUAUACCAAAAUGUACAGAGCUGAAUGGGCUGUGUGAAAAUUAUAAUAGCUGUACUUGAAUGACAAACAUUAAAGCAUGACAGAGCAAAACUUAAUGGUUCAUAAAAAUAUGUAUUUAAAAGUUUUAAAGAAAAAUUGCAUCAAAAGCAUAAAAACAAAUGACCGCUUGUUCAAGUGAAAUUUAGCUCGUUUAGCCUUAAAAUAAAUGAACUUGUGCAUAACAUAUGUAAAUUUGAUCAAUAUUGGAUGAAAAAAUGCAUUAUUUGGGGCAAUUUGAAAUCUACAGGUCACAUACAGAAAAAUAAUUAAGCAGCAAAUAAGGUUUUGCAAUGUAGUGAUCGGUUGGAAAACAUAGCGCACUACAAUGCGCCUCCAUUUUAAUUCAAUAAAAACAUAACAUCCACGUAAGCGGCAGAUGAUCUUGGCAGGAUACACAUAAAUUUCUGUAAUUUUUUUCCGUAGACAAAAAGGUCUCCACGGGACGGAUGAGAGGGCCCCGAGGGCCGCCUGCGGGCUGUAGUUUGGAGACCCUGUGUUAUAUAAUCACUCAUUUUUAUUAUUUAAAAAUAAUUUUUAAUCUUGACUUUAGAAUGAUCAUGUGAUAAAGUUAUGGACUUAUUCCUUCAUGUUUCAUACAUUUCAGAGCAAGAUUACUCUAUGAUUGUGAUCCAAAAAGAUGUGUAUUGAUGAAUUUAACACUUAAACUUAGCAAUAAUUUGAAUAUUAUGUGCAAACUUGCAACACUUGCCAUCAUUGCUUAUGCCUAAUAGAUCGAUUGGGCUUCAAAUUGGUUGUGGACACUUAAGUUUCUCAAGUUUAUUAUUUGCUUCAAGGUGUUUCAGGAAGAAAUACUACAUAAUUGAGUUCAAUUGGCAUGGCUCAAUUGAGUUCAAUUGGCAUGGCUCCAGUAAAGAUAAUAUUACAUCUACUCUGUUUAAAGAAAUAUACAAAUUUAGAUGGCAUUGCUUUAAGAAUUGAUUUGCAUUUUCAAAAAUAUAUUUCAUGUAUGGUGAACACAUUUUAUAAAGUACCAUAUAAAAAAAAAUUUUGUUUAAAAAAAGUUCAAGUUGUGAAUUAAGAAUCAGGAUUAUCUGUACUGUAGUUGUUUUGUUUUUUCCCAUGAAUAAUUUGAUGCAAUUUUUUUCUAAAUGAUUUUUUGUCAACAAUGGCACCUCCCCCAUUGAUUUUAUUUGGUCUGUGAUAUUCACAGUGUUGUUUUGUGUUCAAAUAGUGCAUUCCUUUGGAGAUUACUGUUUCCUUGUUUCCAAUGAAUUAUUUAUUUGUGCUUUAAGGCUUUAAUGUAGCCAGAGAAGUUAAACUUGUGUUUAAUAUUACAUAAUAGUCCUUAUAAAUUUCUUCUUCGUUUUUUGUUACCAUUAUAUUUGAAAGAGCUGAUAAAAAGCAUAAUGAACUCAAUUAUUAAUGUGCAUUUUGUUAAAAAUUUUCGCAGAUACUAAAUAUAGUUUAGAGUUAUUUCACAUUUUAAUGUUAGGUCAAGAAGAUGCCUAUGAUGGGAAAUAUUUUAAAUUCUGACUUUCAAAAUGUCAUAUGAGGAAUUUGUUUUUAUAUUCAUCAGUUUAAAUAAUUAGCUUCUAUAAACACUUUUUGAGACUAAUAAUUUCUUUUUAGGAUAUACCCAAAACUAAAAGCUGUUUCUCUCUCUUUUUUUUUGUAAUGGGUCCACUCUUAACAGUUUUUGAAAAUCUAAAAUAUAAAAGGAGUAAUUUAAAUUUGCAAUAUCAUUGUUGAACAAAAACUUCAUUAAUUUGUUUGCGUUUUACACAUUACAAGUAGAUAUAUGCCAUGUUAUUCAGAGCAUUAAAAAUAUAUUUUUUUUUUAUAAAUUUACCCGCUUUCACUAAUUUAUGGGAGUGCAAUCUUCAAUAAUCUAUGGAUGUGCUAUUUAAAUGUCCAAUCUACAUGAAGGAUUGCUCAAGAUAUUGUAGAUUUUCAUUUAUAUUUAUACUAUUUUCUUUUUUUCAGAUGCCAGUCAAUGAAAAUAUUAAUUGAUAUAAUAAUAUGUGCUAGAUAUAUUAUAAUACUAAAAAUGCUGGUCUUUAUUGAUAUGUAUGGUUUAUUUUUGCAUUGAAACAGUUUUUUUUUUUUUUUAAACCAGUGUCUAAUAUAUGAAGGGCAUCGUCUCUUAUUGAACUUAACUUCUUAUCUUAUGUAAAUGUUAUUAUUGUUAAAAAAAAAAGACUUCCAUACAUAGCAUUGUUAAUGAUUAGCUUUUGACAUUAGCAGUGUACAUUCCAUAUCAGUGUUAUCAUACAGAAAUUCUGACUUCUAAAUUUCCCAUUUAAAUAUUUUUGUAGAUAAAUGCAGUUUAAUAUUUCGUCUAACUUAGCCAUGUAACAUAAAUCCUCUAUUGCUAUAAUUUUUGAAGAUGGAAAUCAUAUUUGUUGCAAGAUUGCAAUUUUUCUGUUUAUAAGGUCUGUAUUAAAAUUUGUAAGUUCAAACUACAUUAUUUUAUAGUUGAGAGCAGAUAAACUCUCACCCUUUUAUAUGUUAUUUACCAAUGCAAUAAUAUUGACUGUGUUCAAAUUAACAAGAGAAUUAUUCAUUAUAAAUUAUAUAAAAUGUAUUGCCUUUUCCCAAAAUCGCAAGAAUCAUUGUUUCUGGAAUGUUAUACACAUAAAUUAACAUAUACAUAAAAUAACAUAUACACCCCUCUAAAUUGUUUUAGUUAUUGUGCUCCUUUAUCUUCUCUACCUAGGUGUAUUUUUGGAUUUUUGAGAUAGGCAGACCAAGACUUUUCUGUCUCAAAUGCUAAAAUUCAUUAGUUGUUUAUUGUAGUAUGUGAAAUGAGAAACAAUGAAAGAAAUUUCAAGGAUUUUUUAAAUGGUUUUCUUUUAUAUUAAAAUUCAAAGUGUUCAGUUUGUGUGUUUCUAUACUUAUAAGAGCAGAUAGUUUAUUUAAAACUGAGGCUGCAGAUUUUAGACAAGAUUUUCUUCCGAUUCUUUUGUCAUGUAUAGCAAGCAUUCCUUUGUCUACAUUUGCACGUAUUAUCUAUUAAAUCUACAUUAUUUUUAGGCAUGGUCAUAUUAUUAAGGUGGGUAGAAUUUUAUAUUUCUUAAUGAUAAUAAAGUUGAAGUGUGCUUGUUAUAUUUAAAUGAGUUUGUUAGUUGUUUUCUGUUGCUGGUAGGACAAGGUCAGAC